Huiozyma naganishii CBS 8797 is the source of this 633-nucleotide messenger RNA. It is a transcript of the gene HNT3, whose product is annotated as DNA 5'-adenosine monophosphate hydrolase. NCBI's taxonomy places the organism in Eukaryota, Fungi, Ascomycota, Saccharomycetes, Saccharomycetales, Saccharomycetaceae. Gene Ontology annotation, cellular component: nucleus. The record is from RefSeq and is a predicted model, not a curated record. Gene Ontology annotation, biological process: double-strand break repair; single strand break repair. Gene Ontology annotation, molecular function: single-strand break-containing DNA binding; DNA 5'-adenosine monophosphate hydrolase activity; mismatched DNA binding. The transcript has a single exon. Bases 1 to 633 code for a protein of 210 amino acids.
AUGGCUUGGAUGGACGCUUUGAACCGGUACCGCGAGCACCCGGAACGGUACGUUGCCCACGGCGACGGUGAUGAUGACCUGCCCGUGCUGUACUUCGACAGCGACGCUGUUGUCCUGAGGGACAUGUUCCCCAAGGCCACGGUUCACUUACUGGUGAUCCCGCGCCCUGCAGAGAUCACGUUUAGACACCCUGCGGUGGCUCUGACACGGGAGGUCCAGGACACUAUACAACUCGCGAUCCAAUGGGCAAAGAACUACACCUUUGCGCAGUUCGUGGACCAGUUCCCAGAGAGUCUCAGCUCGUACGACUUACAGAAGUUCAUCACCGAGUUCGUGCUUGUAGGGGUGCACAGCGUGCCCUCCAUGUCGAACAUGCACGUCCACGUCAUCUCAAGGGACUUCCAUUCGCCGUCGUUGAAGCACAAGAAGCACUACAACUCCUUCAACACGGCGUUCUUUGUCCCCUGGGAUCAGCUACCCUUAGAGUCACCCCCAGACAAGACACAGGCGGAAUUGACCAUCAAGAACACACCACUGAAGUGCUCGUACUGUCGCAGAGACUUCAGGAACAAGUUUAAAGCUCUAAAGGAGCAUCUCGACGAGGAGUUCCACAAUCACUUCAACAAGUCAUGA